This is a messenger RNA of Triplophysa dalaica, 4238 nucleotides long. RefSeq lists its product as uncharacterized. The record is from RefSeq and is a predicted model, not a curated record. Gene Ontology annotation, biological process: DNA integration. Bases 1 to 3960 code for a protein of 1319 amino acids. NCBI's taxonomy places the organism in Eukaryota, Metazoa, Chordata, Actinopteri, Cypriniformes, Nemacheilidae. The transcript is spliced from 6 exons. Gene Ontology annotation, molecular function: zinc ion binding; nucleic acid binding.
AUGAGGGUUUGGGGGAGGGUGCACGUGUGGGGGGUGUCUGGAAGCACGGGACAGCUUUUCCUUCCCAGCCGGGGCUGUGAACACAUUGCAGUGCCCGAGGGCAGUAGCAUGGACAACCUGUGCUCUCCUCACAUGAGUGAGCGGCGAGCGGUCCAGGGAUCCGAGCUGGCACGCUCAGCCAAACAGGUGUAUGAUGGGAAGACGCGGGCUGUGAAGGGUGAAUUUUCUUAUGUGGAGGGGGGCGUGGUUCAGCGCGGUCUGUGGGGAGAGAGAGCGUCAGGAGAAAGACGCCAAGCCGACCCUGACUCCUUUCUUCCAUACUAUCGAACUUGUUACAGUGGUGCCGAAACCCGGGAAGAAAGGAGUGAGCCGCCGCCAGCCAUGCAGACUCCGCCGGGAUCGCCAUUUGCGGAGGUUAUCGCCUCCCUCGCUGGUCUCCAUCAGCAACACCACCAGGCCCUGUUGGGUCUGAGGGAAGAUCAGGAGAGGAGGUUCCAGGCCCUCGUCCAGACCCAACAGGAGGACCGCGAGGCGUUCCGGAGCUGGGCGAGCCAGGAGAGGGGACCGAGCGAAACAUCGACCGCAUCCCCCACCAUCCCGCUGCACAAAAUGGGGCCCCACGACGAGCCGGAAGCCUUCCUGGAGCUCUUCGAGAGGUCCGCGGAGUUAUCCGGGUGGCAGCCAGAUGCCUGGGCGGCCCGCCUGAUCCCCCUAUUGUCAGGCGAAGCCCAGUUGGCCGCCCAGCAGCUGCCAGUAGCUAACUUGUUACAAUACGCGGACCUCAAGAGGGCCAUCCUGGAGCGAGUGGGACUUAGUCCGGAGCAGCAUCGGCAGCGUUUUCGGUCGCUGGAACUCGGGGAUCGCGGUCAACCCUUCGCCUUCGCACACCAGCUCCGGGACGCAUGCCACAGAUGGCUGAUGGCCGGCGCCAACACCACCGACGACCUCGUCGAGAAGGUGACACUGGAGCAGUUUGUGGGACGGCUACCCAGGAAGACCGCCCAGUGGGUCCAGUGCCACCGACCGUCGACGCUGGCGCAGGCCAUCCAGUUGGCGGAGGACCAGUUGGUGGCGUGCCCUCGGGUCGGCGGACCCCUGAUGUCUUCAUCUCUCUCUCUCCCCGUGACCUCGCCACCCCUUCCUUCCAGACCGGUGCCCUUCCCCCGGACCCGGGGAACUUUUCCUCCACGGCCAGCCCCACGGACCCGGAGGUUUUCGGAGCCGGGACCCACAGGAGCCGCCAGGUCGUCGGAUGGAGCAGGGAGCUGGCUGAAUCAAGGCUCCAAUUUCUCCUCUCACCCGUCAACCUCCCAAGCCUCUCCUCGCCAAUUCGGGGGUCUGCCUCCUGCCGCUAGGGCGGCGGGAACUUCUGGGCCGGCCUGUUGGCGUUGUGGGGAUCCCGGACAUUUUAUCGACCGUUGUCCCAUGAUGGAGGUCGGUAUGAUGAUCCGGGUCCCCGACAACCCACAGGCUGCCCUCGGUCAAGACGGGCUGUACCAAAUACCGGUGAGUAUAAGAGGGGGUACCUAUCAGGCUUUGGUGGAUUCAGGAUGUAACCUAACCUCAAUUCACCAAAGCCUGACUCAAUUCGUGGCAAGGGAUACGGGCCGCAUGGUUAAGGUCCCCUUCGAACGAAUUGGUAUGGACCUGAUCGGGCCGUUAGAGCGAUCCGCACGAGGGCAUCGAUUUGCGUUAGUCAUUGUGGAUUACGCAACACGUUACCCUGAGGCAGUGGCGUUACGCAAUAUCUCAGCAACCAGUGUUGCGGACGCACUGUUUCGAGUCAUCUCCCGGGUGGGAAUCCCGAAAGAGGUUCUCACCGAUCAAGGCACGGCGUUUAUGUCACGGACCCUCCGCGAACUCUACGGAUUAUUGGGGAUUAAAACGAUUCGGACCAGCGUCUACCACCCACAAACUGACGGGCUGGUCGAACGCUUCAAUCGUACAUUGAAAACCAUGAUCCGGAAGUUCCUCCUCUAUGGUCGUCAGCCUCGCGGGGUUUUAGACGUCCUAAGAGAGGCUUGGGAGGACGGGCCUUCCGCGAGCAAAAACCAAAUCCAAUAUGUCUUGGACCUGCGAACAAAACUCCAUACACUGGGGCGGCUCUCCAUGGAGAAUUUGUUACAGGCCCAGGACAGACAGAGUCGGCAGUAUAACAGGGGUGCUAGACUACGUAAAUUUACACCGGGAGAGAAGGUGCUUGUAUUACUCCCAACGUCCAGUUCUAAGUUACUCGCCAAGUGGCAAGGGCCGUUCGAGGUCACACGACGAGUAGGGGAUCUCAAUUAUGAGGUAGUUCGGUCGGAUAGGAGCGGAGCGCAUCAGAUUUAUCACCUCAAUCUCCUCAAAAAGUGGAGCGAGGCGAACACCGUGAUGCUGGCGACGACAGUGAGCAGAGAAGAUGAUCUCGGACCAGAAGUGAACACCAAAGUGCAAUCCCUCGCGCUGGCUCCAGGGGGAGAUCAUCUCUCGUCCUCACAGGUCACGGAUGUGGUAAGAUUACAGGCAGAAUUUGCAGAUGUGUUUUCGCCCCUACCCGGCCGCACGAACCUCAUAGAGCACCACAUUGAGACCAAACCGGGUGCGAUAGUGCGCAGCCGACCAUAUAGAUUACCUGAACACAAAAAAAUGGUGGUUCAGAAAGAAUUAGAGGCGAUGCUGGACAUGGGCGUAAUAGAAGAGUCCAGUAGUGAUUGGGCGAGCCCGAUAGUCUUAGUACCUAAAACCGACGGCUCUGUCCGAUUCUGUGUGGACUAUCGGAAGGUGAAUGCUGUAUCGAAGUUCGAUGCAUAUCCAAUGCCACGAAUUGACGAAUUGCUAGACCGACUAGGCACGGCUCGGUUUUAUUCGACAUUGGAUUUGACGAAAGGAUAUUGGCAGAUCCCUCUAUCUCCACUAUCCAAAGAAAAGACGGCUUUUACCACGCCGUUCGGUUUACACCAAUUUGCUACACUUCCGUUCGGGUUAUUCGGGGCCCCGGCGACCUUUCAGCGCCUCAUGGACCGCAUACUCCGGCCACACUCUGCAUAUGCCGCCGCGUAUCUAGAUGAUAUCAUCAUAUAUAGCAAUGACUGGGAGCGGCAUAUGCAACACCUGAGAGCGGUCCUGGCUUCGUUGAGAGGUGCGGGGCUAACGGCUAACCCGAAGAAGUGUGCAGUUGGGCGGGUAGAGGUAAGGUAUCUGGGUUUCCACUUGGGCCACGGGGAGGUGCGUCCCCAAAUUAAUAAAACAGCCGCGAUUGCGACCGCCCCGAGACCCAAGACCAAAAAGGAGGUGCGGCAGUUCCUGGGGCUGGCGGGAUAUUACAGGCGGUUUGUACCCAAUUAUUCGGACCUCACCAGCCCGCUGACUGACCUCACUAAAAAGGGAGCACCAGAUACCGUCCAAUGGACGGAGCAGUGCCAGCAGGGGUUUACCAAGGUGAAGGCUGCUCUGUGCGGCGGGCCGUUAUUGCACUCUCCUGACUUUUCUAUUUCCUUUCUCCUUCAGACCGAUGCAUCGGACAGGGGCGUGGGGGCGGUUCUGUCCCAGGAGGUGGGAGGAGAGGACCGUCCGGUGCUGUACAUCAGUCGCAAGCUCUCACAGAGGGAGACGAAGUACAGCACCAUUGAGAAGGAAUGCCUGGCGAUCAGGUGGGCGGUCCUCACCCUGCGCUAUUACCUCCUGGGACGGGAGUUUACGCUCUGUUCGGACCACGCGCCUCUCCAAUGGCUCCACCGCAUGAAGGAUACCAACGCCCGGAUCACUCGUUGGUAUCUCGCAUUACAACCCUUCAAAUUCAAGGUGAUCCACAGGCCGGGGACACAGAUGGCGGUGGCUGACUUCCUCUCCAGGAGGGGGGGGGGGAAGCUGCAGGCCGGAUGGGGCCCCGGCCUGAGUCGGGCGGUGGGGGUAUGUGGCAAGGGGGGCGUGGUUCAGCGCGGUCUGUGGGGAGAGAGAGCGUCAGGAGAAAGACGGUGAGUAGGCAGAUCAACGCUUUAGUGAAAACACCUGCUUAUCGUUCUAGUAAUUGGCGAGGAGACGCUUUAAAACCCCAAGACGGACCGGGAGGAAGUGAGAGAGAGCGGCUGGGGAAACGAGCGUGCCAGAGACGAGAGACGUCGCGUCCGAGGAGAUCGGGCAGAAAGAAUCUUACGAUCAGGAGAGAUCGAGUUUGAACUUUUAUUUUGAAACCGGAAGUGUGAAACCCGGAACUAUUGUGUCAAUAAAGACUUACCUCGUUUUCCCAGCCAAGCCGA